AUGAAGGACAGUUAUCGCGAUCCCAACAGGGCAAAGAGCUACGCGUCGUCCGCCGAUGCCUUUUCUUCUAGUGCGCAACGUUCAUGUGCUGUCGGUAGUGCCACCUGGAACGGCUCGCCCUGCGAUAAUUCGCCCAGUAGCACAUUUAUAAGUAGCACCGGAAGAAACACUGGGAAGUUGCAUAAGGUGGGGUUUCGGAAAAGAGAAACGACUGCCCCACGUGGUGAAACGCAUCCGCCGAGGGUCCCAAGAAAGCAGACGCCACCGACUGCGAGGAGCAGGCCGGUGCCCCCUUUGGCGUUGACGCAAACAGGUGCAAGAACAGAACGCGGUCACAGAAUGGAUUUGAGGGUACGUGUCGAGGGCGUCAAAAAAUUGCUUCCCCCUAAUAGCGCAUCGAAAGCCCUACCCUCAACCUUCAUUAUGGUUCAAACAGCAACAGGGCGUGGCAAAACGCCGGUAAUUUUCAACAACGCUAAUCCUCCUUUUAACGACGAGUUCGUGUUUACCGUUAGAGAUCCCAAAUUAGAUGAAAUUACGGUUGUAUUAGUCUCGCACACACCAUCUGGAAACAAAAAAUUGGGACAGUGCGUUCUUUCUCCUGGAAAUCUUGUGUGUGGCGAAGAGAAGAGGCGAUGGGUUUCUAUUGUCCGCCAUCCUGGAACAGAUCAAGCUCGCGACUACGCUCCCAUGCUACUUAGUAUGUAUACUGAAGACUUCGGCCUUCGGUGUGGACCAUCAGAAGCGAAAGAAAGUGAAUUCCGCGAAAAGCUUCGUGCGCUUCUUAAAAACAACGCACCACGGGAGCUCCACCGUCUCGAGUGGUAUGUGGGAAGUUGCGUAGGUGACUAUGAUGGUGCUUUUUCUCAGCUGUGCUCAAAGUAUCGCAAGUCAAAGGGCACACCUGCGGCGUUUCAGCUUGUCAUUAACGCAGUCUCUGACUUGACCGAUGGUAAUGGAUCACCAAGCGCUUGUGAGACGUGCUGCGUGAAAAUUUACGCGGGUCGGGUGAAACGGGUCACCCCAAUGGCCUUGUAUCGAUCCUCGGCAGUAUUUAACGAAGUCUUCAACCUGUCAUUAGAUGACCCCUUGUCGUCUGGAAUAACUCUCUGCGUCUGUUCGCCACGCGGUAAGAUUGGUGAAUGCGUUGUCUCUCUGAGAGGGAUCCAGAAGGGCGUCGCGAAGGAGCGCACAAAUUCUCUUGUUUAUGCUGCUGGGACCGGGGAUGCAAGUCUCUGUGGAACCAUUUCCUUUACCCUUUACUCACAGACGUUCGGAGUGGAAAAUCCCAUUGAAGAGGCAGAAGAGAACGCCAGGCGUACUCGGCUGCAGAACUAUCUGUGGAAUUAUCUCCGAGAUGACCUACAUCGUCUAGACCCCAUUCUAUACUCCAUCACUGACGUGGAUUCCUUCAUGAGUGUGUGGACGCGCACGUACGGUCCGGAGCCCCGACAACACCUUCUACGGCUCCGAAUUAAAAAUUUGAGGCUCCUGACCAAACUGAAGAGUCCCGAAGAGUUUACGGUCGUAUUACGUACAGGACCAAAUGCAUAUCGAACUUCCUGUGUUCGCUACUCACAAGACUUCAGAUUCUGUGAUGAAUUGGUGGUCAGUGUGUGCACUCCAUCCGCCGCCGAGUUCACUUUUAUUGUGGUGAAAACAUCGGACGUACACGAGGUAGAGAUGGGUCGGGCCACCGUGUCCUUUGCAGAUAUUCCGCAGAGCUCUGUAUUCAAACGUGAUAUAAUCAUCUAUGAGGACGCCUUACAGGUCGGCUCCAAAGACUUUGGUACGCUUUUUAUUGAGGGGAUUACGAACGACUUUGGUCUGCCGUCGGAAACCUUAACUCCUGAAAGGAGAGAAUACUACAGACGACGUGUCGCAUCGAUUUUGUCCCGCUACAAACCGACUGAGGUAUACCGUUGUGACUACCUUCUUGGCACCCACUCGGGAAUGGAGGAGCAGCUUGUGAGGCGUUUAUCAGAGGAGUACGGCCCCGAAACCGGUAACGCGCACGUCAAUAUCCAAAUUUUGGCAAUUAAUGACUUCAUGCUCUCCUCUCCCUGCUACGUUAAGGUAUACGUGGAUGACGUUCAGGUACUUAGAACAAAGAGCCACCGCACAGCCCUGAAUAUGCAGUUUGAUAUAUCCCUGAACAACUCCGCAACGCUGCAGAUAGAGAAUCCCCUCCGCUCGCUACUGAGGUUUGAGUUGAUGGAGCCUCGGAGGUUUCUGCGAUCCCGGGUUGUGGGCGUGGCAGAGUUAAGCCUGGUCAAGAUGGUACCGAAUGAGAAGAAUGUGUACCGGCUUCCAGUGUUUAACGCUGAGCGAAACGGAGAGGUUGGAACUCUGAGUGUGGAAAUAGAAUCACCAAGUCUGAGGCACGACGUGUCAGCCAUUUUCGACACUCCCCGCGAAGAAGAUGACGCCGAGCUAUUCGAAAAUGUAAUGAAAGAUGUAACAACUCUGGUAAGCAAGUACUGCCCUCAGAACUUGCCCCAUGUCCAGCCGAUGGUGGCCAAGGCAGCGUCAUUGAGGGAUGUCCACCGCGAGCUUAGGGACAAGUUCACACCAAAGCGGGUUGCUUUCACUUUUUACGUACAUAUUGACAAGCUGGACCUAUCGAACCGCGAGGACAUUGAGGCGUAUGACGAGGGUCUUAUUUCUGUCGAGGCUUACUUCAUGAACGAGCGUGUUGUGCAGCCAAUGAAGGUAAGUGAUGUAAGCAAAGCAAGGGCGAGUAAGUUGUUUCCCGAAAUUCGUUUCGAUAUCGUUCACCCACACUCAUCAGAGCCUGACUGUAGCUUGCCCAUACUUGAGAUCGUGAUGCACAAAAAGAACUAUAGUACCUUCAAACCCCUUCUAGCUGUUACGAGGCAUGGCACUGCUGCUGCAGCGAAACCUCUGAACGUACAAACAACAGAAAUGGGCCGUGUGGUUCUCUCGGCGCGGGCCCUUCUAACAGAGUGCAUGUACUCCCUUGGAGAACCGGUUACUGUAGGUCUUGUCUCUUCAGGGGAACGCGCUCCACAGGGAGGUACCGUGUUUGGGGACAUCGAAAGCUGUCAACGUGCCUACAUUGGCGACCUAACGUUGCGCGUGACUGUUCCUUCAUUUGAAACCAUACCGCGAUGCUUACAGUUUAGCUCUCACGUCACACGAGAUUUUCAACAGGAUUACGUCCGUUAUCACGCUGACCGAAUCUUCAGUCUGUACCGAGCUCACGAUCCAUGGAAGCUGCGUGAAUUUUACUACUUGCUCUUCGAGAGGGAUGUGGCUUUGGGCAAGUGGCCUCGAUCACUACAUAAUUGGUUGGUAAAUUGUAUCAAACUGUAUGGACCAGAGGCCCCUGGUACCUAUGGACCGCCUCCCAAGCUUCGUUUGGGUUUGAAGGAGUGGGAUCAGCAACGAGUCAAUAGAACGACGGCGAGUACUGCGUGCACAUCAAGCGGGUAUAACACAGCUCGAGGAAGCAGCUCCGCAUUUCCUUCAAACGCAUUCAGCGGCAGCGCCAGGCGUUCCCGGAACGGCGAUCAUGGACAGUAG
Molecule: messenger RNA, 3546 nt
Organism: Trypanosoma brucei brucei TREU927
Lineage: Eukaryota; Euglenozoa; Kinetoplastea; Trypanosomatida; Trypanosomatidae
Exons: 1
Coding region: 1-3546 (1181 amino acids)
Source: RefSeq, a predicted model, not a curated record